AUUGUAUUGAUCUUAAAUUUAUUUUUGAAAGCACGCGUUUAUGUACUUGGUCUACCUUUUUUCCGUUUCAAUGUUGGCGCAUAGUGGGUGCAUUUCCUUCAUAUAAUUCUUUUUGUAGAAAAAAGCAAUAAGACAAGACAAUAGAGUAAAAGGACAAUUUACCUAAUAUAAUAGUUUUUUCUCUUAAAGACACACACACACACACACACACACACACUGGGUGCCUUUUUUCACCUUUUACUUUACAAAUUUUUUGUCAAAUAAUUAAUGUACACUAGCACUUACAUACCUAUCAAAGUAUUACUUUUAAUUAAUAUUUAAUUGUUAAUUAAUUUUAAUUUUAUUAUAAAAUUCUAACGGUAAGAAACAAUUAAACUUGAAAUUCAACUUGAAAAAAAUUGAUAUUAAAUGUAUCGACUUUUUAUGAAAAAUCGAUUAUAAAAUGAGCAACGAAAAAUCAUAUUUGUAGCAAAUGUCAGAAAAACAAUUAUAAAGCAACAAAAUUUGUGGUAGAUAUCUCAUUAUGUCAUCUAGAUAAACAAAAUGUAAAGUAAUCCAUUUCCAUAAUUAGAAAUGGAUAUUACUACUAAUUCAAAUCUUCGUUGAAAUUAUAAGAUAACGUAAUAGAUUUUGUACAAGCUACCGAUCAGAUAUAUAGAAGUUGAUACUUAAUGUAGACAAAAUAAACAUUAAAAGUGAAGAAAAACUAUAAUUCAACAAUGGACACAUGAUUCUUUAAAUUUUAAUAUUAAAUAAUCAGAAAUAACUAAUAAAGUUAAAAAAACGCAAUAGAGAGAUGCAUAUAAUUCAACUAAUCAAUGACUAUCGUAAUUAUAAAAAUAAAAACAAAAUGCACAAAAUUAAAUAUGUAAAAGACAUUAUACAAGAUCUGGAAAACUAUGGACCAGCUAGUUUAAUACACAUUGCUAUUCUAAGUAACAUACUUAAAAGACGCAUUAAUAUAUGGAACGCUAAUGGUAAUUUAAAUAAAAUCAUCGGAAGGAAAAAAUUGGGACCAUCUAUAGAUAUUGAAUAUCACGCAAACAAUUCUGAACAAAUCGGUCACUGGACCCUAAGAAGUAGCAAAGAUCCCGAUAACGUCAUUAUUGAUUUAAACAGCUGCCUUUUUUCGGUGAUCGGUUCUCAAAUCGAACAAGAUCCAUUAAAUCUUCGUAAAUGGACUGUGUUAAAACUAAAAAAAAGUUCUCAGAAUUUGGCUAAAUGGUUAAACAAAAUUCAGUGGAAGGGGAGUGCAGGAGUAUUCUUUAUGAUUGGCGGAGUAAACGGACGUGGACCCGAAAGUCCGAGAACAAGUCCCGAAGAAAUAAGGUACUCAGAAAGGUACCCAGCAGACAGCCAGAAACGAGACGCUAGAAAAAUUCUGGAUGAUUCAGAGGGCAGGCAAAGUGAAGGUGAAUUCCCUAUUAAUAUAGGCGAAUCUAGACAGAAGCAUGUCGUAAUGGUCAGGGGACCUCCAAGACGUGUAGGUGCCAGAGCUUAUACUAAGAAACAUCGCUGUAAUGGAGUGUCUGCUUUUGAAACAGAAGACCACCAAGACUAUGUCACUCAUAGGGCAUUGCUAUCAAAAUCGGGUCAAAAAGCAUUACAUGAACUUGACAAUGCCAAUGAAUAUGCAAUAACAAUACCUGUUUCAGAAUUAGUAGAAGAAGGUCGCGUAUUUCCUAGAGGAAGCCAUUGGCAUAAUGGAAAUAAAAUAAGAGGUUCAUUAGAAAUCGAAGCUGUCAUAUUAACUUUAAGACAUCAUAAGGGUCAACGAUAUGUCAAAAGUGCAAAACCUUUUAUAGCUAGUAUUAUCCCAGUCUUUAAAAAUUUUGAAGAAAAAAAAUGUAAAGAAGUAAUAAAAAGAUACCCAUCAAGCAACAAGGUAUCAGACGCUAAACAAAUUCUGGAUGAUUCACACAAGUUAAAAAACGAGUUUGGUGAACAAGGCCAGUCUAGAAUAAGGCAUGUUGUAAAUGGCAAAAAUGGAGGUGUCAAAGCUUGGACUAAGAAAUAUCCAUGUAAGACAAUGUGUGCUUUUCAGACAGAAGACGACCAAGAUUAUGUCACUCAUAGGGCAUUGCUAUCAAAAACGGGUCAAGAAGGAUUGAAUAACCUUUACGGAAUGUCAUACAAAGAUAUGAAGAUACAUUUUAAAGAAUUAAUAGAACGAGGUAUCACAUUUCCUAAAGGAAGCACUUGGAAAAAUGGAAAAAAAAUAGAUGGUCCAUUAGAAAUCAAAUCUGUCGGAUUACAUUUAAGACAUUUUGCAGGUAAAGAAAGAGAUGUAUUUGCGGCCCCAUUUAUAUUACGUGUUUACCCAAUCUUUUAUAAAGAUAUAAAAAUAACGGAAAAAUGUCCAGAAAUGCCUGAGACAAAAUCCAGGUACCCAACAAGCAACAACAUAAAACACGCUCAAACGAUUCUAAAUAAAUCAGAGGGUGCAUUAUGCGAAAUUAAUCCACAUAAUCCUAUAGAAAUAGAUCAAGAAACUAGAAGGGGGCAUAGCAGAGAGAGGCAUGUAGUAGAAAGAAAAAAUGGAGGUGUCGAAGCUUAUACUAGAAAAGUUCCAUGUGAAGGAAGAUCUGCUUUUCAGACAGAAGAAGAUCAAGACUAUGUCCUUCAUAGGGCAUUGAUAUCAGACCCGGGUCAAGAAGCACUACAUAAACUUAACAGAUCCAAUCAAAUUGAAUUAAUUGUAAAAACUGAAGACAUAAAAGACCCACAUGCCACAUUUCCUAAAGGAACAUAUUGGUAUAGAGGAGAAAAAAAAAAUGGAUUAAAAAAUAUCGUAUCUGUCCAAAUUUUUUUAAGACAUCAUGAGAAUAAAAAGGGCGAAAAAACUGCAGAACCUCAUAUACUUACUAUGUUUCCAACCUUGGAAGGCGUAAAACUAAUAAAGUGUACAGCGGAAGAAGAAGCGGAACUUAAGAAAGAAAAAGAAGCUCGUAUAGCUCUCGCUGCAUCCACAUCUGAAACUGCCGUUGCAUCCACAUCUGAAACUGCCGUUGCAUCCACAUCUAAAACUGCUUCUUAAAACUCCUAAACUGCUCUUAAAACUGCUUCUAGAAUUAUUCCUAAAACUACUCCUAAAACAAUAGAAAUAAGAAGAAAUUCUAACUACGGAGCUCCGAGUAGAAAGCGGGUUGCAAGGAAGGUACUUGUAAGCGCGGGAGCAUGAUAUUACACAACUGUCAGAAUACACAUACAUAUAAAAAUACACAUGUAAUACUAUAGACUUACUAGAAUAGACUUAUGAGGUGAAAAAAUGGUAAUAGAGGUAUCCGUAACUGAGAAAAGGAUAACUGUCGUUAACUUGGGUUGCUAUUUCUUUCUAAUGCAAAAUAAUGGGGAAGUAUAGUGACCAAUAAUGGUGUCAGAGCGUGAGCGUGUUAUCAUAGUAUGCGUAGCGUGCAUACUCUGACACCGUUAUUGGUCGCUAUUAUGCUUCCCCACUAUUUUGCAUUAAAAAGAAAUAACAAUUCAAGUUAAAGUCAGUUAUCUUUUUCUCAGUGACGGAUACCCCCACUACCUUCAUGAGCAGUCUAUUCUAAUAAGUUUAUGUAUAAUACAUAUGUAAUAUAUAUAAAAUAUAAAAUACGUACGCGUUUCAUAUUUGAAUAAAUAUAAAAUUCCGUUGGCAUUUUUUUAUAAGCCUGAUGUGUUAUAGUCAAUGAGAUACUAACGCUAAAGAGCAGAUCGCAUUAUGAUGUGCAAUAACUGUACGAUUUAUCAAUGAAAAACCAUUAUAGAAAAAUAAUAUGGGUCAAAAGUAAGAUGAGAAGAAAUAUGAGAAGCAUUUUUAUCUGUACAAUCUUACUUCUAGCCUUACUUCUACAAUCACCGUCACAGUACAAUUAAACGCAUAGACCGCACAAAAAAUGUCGAGUAUUAAACCGUUUAAUAAUGAAUGUAAUAUAUUGGUUAUGAAAUUGAUUAAUUAUAAAAUUUAAAAAAUGUAUUGAUAAAACUAUCAAUAAAAUUGGGAACAGCUAAGUGAGAGUAAAAAUCACAUCAUUUUGUCAGCAAGAGAAUAAUAAAGGAAACUAAUUACAAAAUUAUGGAUAAAUUUUUAUAAUUGCUUUUUCCCUCUUGCAAAUCUCUCUGCGUUACUCUCUUUUUCGUCCGUUCGCGAUGUCUCCGACCGCACAUCCAUAUAUCAUUCCAACUCUUUCUCUUUUUAAUACGUUGCAUUCACUCGUUUUGACUUAUGCGUGAAACAAUAAUUAUCUUGCUUAUAUAAUUUAAUCUUUUUUAAAAAAUUGAUUAUUUUUUUAGUAAAUUUAAUAUUUUUUAUUAUAAUAUUUUACAUAAUAGUC
Monomorium pharaonis (pharaoh ant) is the source of this 4319-nucleotide messenger RNA. RefSeq lists its product as uncharacterized. Lineage: Eukaryota; Metazoa; Arthropoda; Insecta; Hymenoptera; Formicidae. The transcript has 3 exons. The record is from RefSeq and is a predicted model, not a curated record. Bases 797 to 3037 code for a protein of 746 amino acids.